This is a messenger RNA of Nylanderia fulva, 579 nucleotides long. RefSeq lists its product as uncharacterized. Lineage: Eukaryota; Metazoa; Arthropoda; Insecta; Hymenoptera; Formicidae. The record is from RefSeq and is a predicted model, not a curated record. Gene Ontology annotation, cellular component: dendrite; membrane; neuronal cell body. Gene Ontology annotation, biological process: chemosensory behavior; sensory perception of taste; male courtship behavior.
AUAACUAUGCAUCUGCAUUCGCAACUUCGCCGAAUAGCACUCGAUAUAAAUGGUUUAUUCGAAAUACAAAUGACUCUGCAGACAAUGACCUACUUUGUCAGUUUGACGACGAUGCUUUAUUCCCAAUAUCACUUAAUGCUAUGUUUAAUGUACAAUGGUGGUGCCAUUCAGUGGAAAUGUUUACUUCCCAGCAACAUGUGGUGUGCCAUCAAUUUGACAAGACUUGUAACAUUAAACUAUAUCUGCGAAAGUGUUAGCGCUAAAGCGCGGAAGACAGAAGGUAUUAUUCAUAAAUUGUCAAAUAUCUGUUUUGCAAAAGCACGCGAAGAGAUUUGUCAAUUUGUUUUGCAAAUAUCACUUCAGCCGUUAAAAUUUAGUGGAAUGGGUCUAUUUUAUUUUGGCCAUAAGUUUCUUUUUAAGUGCUUCGUUGGGAUACUUUCUAUUAUUGUUAUAAUAAUUCAAAUGGAUACUCCUGUACAUCGAAAAGCUUCUAAGAGAGAUAAUAUAAUAUGUCACCAGUUCUCAGAAUAGAGGUUCUUUUCUUAUUUUAUCUCGAAAACACAGCGACCUAAAGCAAAA